AUGCAGUUCGCCACUCUGAUUGCCUCCGUCCUCGCCCUUGCAGUGGGCGUCUCUGCCGCACCAUCUCCUGCUACUCCCCCCAAUACCCGUUAUGCUCAGUUUCGCCUUUUCGGUGAGCCCAGGUGCUUGGAGCAGAAUAUGGGCGAAUUGGGCGUCUACGGGAACUACGUCAACAAAUGCAACACUUUCCCUGAUGCUGCCGGUACGGUCAAGUCUGUUAGCUUCGAAUAUGCUAUCAAUAACUGCACAUUGCGCGUUUACAGCGAUGUGACUUGCCAUCUUACUCGACAUGAUGUUGAGGUGGGCACUUGUAUUUCGGGUGAUAAAGAAUAUCGCAGCUACGAAGUGCUUUGCAACCAUCUUUGGAUCCUUUGCAGGAUUCUAGAGUGA
Penicillium angulare is the source of this 390-nucleotide messenger RNA. RefSeq lists its product as uncharacterized. The coding region runs from base 1 to 390 and encodes 129 amino acids. The transcript has 2 exons. Lineage: Eukaryota; Fungi; Ascomycota; Eurotiomycetes; Eurotiales; Aspergillaceae. The record is from RefSeq and is a predicted model, not a curated record.